AAAGGAAGAGCGUGCCUCAUCGUCUCUGAUCUGAAACAUCAAUAGUGAUCAUGGAGGCCUGGGUCAUCGGCGUCGUCUCUCUCGUUCUCUGUUUUUCCAUAAGACCACUUCUCACUCUUCUCUUCCCCUCGCUCAAGAAAUCACAUCGUCUUCCUCCAGGUCCUCUCCCCAUUGUUGGCACCCUCUUGUUUCUUCGCAUAUCUUUCAAUAAACUCGAGCCUCUCCUUCUUCGUCUUCAUGCCAAGUACGGUCCCAUUAUCACCUUCCCCAUCGGCUUCUUUCCAGCCAUUUUCAUCGCCGACAGAUCCCUCGCCUACCAAGCCCUUGUUCAGAACGGCGCCGUCUUCAGUGACCGUCCCAAAGCCCUCGCCACCAGCAAGAUCAUCAACAGUCACCAGCACAACAUCAGCUCCUCCGGCUACGGCCCCACCUGGCGUGCCCUCCGCCGUAACCUCACCGCCGAAAUCCUCCACCCCGCCCGGAUCAAGUCCUUCUACGGUACCCGCCGGUGGGUGGCCGACAUGCUCGUCCAAAAGCUGAGGGUUCACUGCGAAACCUCCAACCGCAUCAAACUCAUGGACCAUAUUCUGCAUGCCAUCUUCAGCUUGCUGGCUUUCAUGUGUUUCGGUGAGAAGCUGUCCGACAAGCAAAUCAGCGAGAUCGAACGUGUUCAGCGAACUAUACUUUUGAGGUACAACAGGUUCCUGAUGCUGAACUUCUGGCCGAAAAUGGCAAAGAUAUUGCUGCGAAAACGAUGGGAUGAGUUCAUGCAACUACGGAACGACCAAGCCGACGUGAUGGUUCCUCUGAUAAGAGCAAGGAAGCUCGUCAAGGAAGAGAGACUGAGCAAAGCAAAAGAGGACGAGAAAGGAGAAGUGAUAGUGGCAUAUGUGGAUACUCUGCUGGAUUUAGAGUGGCCUGAGGAGAAGCGAAAGCUUGAAGAAGAUGAAAUCGUCAAUUUGAUCUCGGAGUUUCUGAAUGCAGGAACAGACACCACAGCCACAUCACUGGAAUGGAUCAUGGCCAACUUGGUGAAGUACCCACAGCUCCAGCAACGCCUUUACGACGAAAUCAAAUCUGUGAUGGGAGACUCAAAGGAGAGGAUGGUCAAUGAAGCUUAUUUAGGCAAGCUUCCGUAUCUGAAGGCCGUGAUCCUGGAGGGCUUGAGGCGACACCCUCCUGGUCGAGUUCUGAUCCCGCACUCUGUGACGAAGGACGCGGUUCUGAAUGAUCACUUGGUGCCCAAGAACGGAACUGUGAAUUUCAUGGUGGCCCAAAUGGGUUGGGAUCCGAAGGUGUGGGAGGACCCAAUGGAGUUCAAGCCAGAGAGAUUCCUGAACAGGGAGAAGAAUGAGGUGGAGGCGUUUGAUUUCACAGGGACGAAGGAGAUAAAGAUGAUGCCGUUUGGGGCGGGAAGGAGGAUGUGCCCAGGCAACAACUUGGCCAUACUUCAUAUGGAAUAUUUUGUGGCCAACUUGAUUUGGAAUUUCGAGUGGAAAUCCCCAGAUGGAGAUGUUGAUUUGACUGAGAAACAGGAAUUCACCAUGAUGAUGAAAACUCCAUUGCACGUCUCUCUAUCCCCGAGAUUUUAGGACUGGGCAGGUCUUCUGCAGAUCAGUACGUGUCUCUCGCUCUAGAGGGGAGAAAGAGAAAGAGAGAGAAGUAAUUUUAAAUUUCAAAUUCAAGUUUAAAGCUUUUUUGUUUGAUCUGCAGAUGAUCUUAACUGAGAGAUGACCUGCGGGCGGGCGGGCGUUUAGAUGUUUAGAGCAUUGAAAGUAAUUACGUGCACUGAAGGGUACAAAUUCUUCUAUAUGUAAAAACAAAUUUAUGGCUUGCUAGAGUUAUACUCUCUAGCUAUUUCUGUCAGCAUUGUUUCUUUCUUGUUCAUGUUAAGUCUGUGAUAUGGAAUAAAGAGCUAUGUUUGUCACUUGCA
Molecule: messenger RNA, 1933 nt
Organism: Neltuma alba
Lineage: Eukaryota; Viridiplantae; Streptophyta; Magnoliopsida; Fabales; Fabaceae
Product: cytochrome P450 89A2-like
Exons: 1
Coding region: 51-1592 (513 amino acids)
Cellular component (GO): membrane
Molecular function (GO): oxidoreductase activity, acting on paired donors, with incorporation or reduction of molecular oxygen, NAD(P)H as one donor, and incorporation of one atom of oxygen; heme binding; iron ion binding
Source: RefSeq, a predicted model, not a curated record